AUGCUGAUAGGGGCUCAGAUCUCAUCCACUGCGACCAGCACGGGCGCAAUGACCGGCUCGACCAACCUUCGACGCCAACGUCCAUUUCAGUCAGCUAAGGCAGCGGCUCACGUCAGCAGUAAGCAAGACUCAUCGGCAAUGGUGCUGGAUCCUUUGAGGAGUCCAGGAGACGUACCCCAGACACCGCCGCGAUCAACGCAUUGGUACGUAAGCAGCCAACCAUGGGUCCAAGCCGUCCACAUCGCCUCCUUGAAGAAGUCGUGUAAGUUUGCUCGUCUCAGAGCUUUGGUACUCCAUCAACUGACAUGCACAAUCUUGCACAGCUCCUCCCGCAGUGAAAGCGGAAGCGCCAUCCAGCGACCUCUCGUACGUCUCGCCAUCUCUCAGUGAUAUUCUUGGAGGCCAGGCCAAUGGCUCAUGUAGCACCAUCAGCGAUUGGGAAUCGGGCUGCCCGCCUGCAACACGAAGUCGCGCUCUUCAUCUUGCCAGAAGGGUAUGUGGUACUGGUCGCUCGCGGUGACCAUCUCGUCCCAUGCUCACGUCGAUGGUGCUCAUCUUUGAUACCGCAGAUGUCUAGCUCGGAUGAUGGCUUUUCAGCUCGAGGCGGUAUCAGUCCAUCGGAGUGCACCCAUGAGGCUGUGGAAGCUUUCGCACGCAGGCGUAGGCUACCCACUCCGACCUUGUCGUUCUCACCGCGCACGGGCUCGCCGGACACGCCCUUGGUCACACCGACGUCUGGACCGAUCCCUGUCAGCGCGGAAUAUCUUCAAGUACAAGCGCCUGGCCGGAAGGGGAAAAAUGGCGGCGAAGAUUGUCCACCUCGACGUGCGAAGGAAGAUGACGAGCAGUCUUUCAUGGAUCUACGCUACUCGAUGCUGCAGCCACCCGUCAUGCUUCAACGCUGCCCCGCAUUCCUUGUUGGCACCCCCGACACUUUCGGCCUCAUCAUUGACGACCGCAGCAAGGAUCAAGCUUCGCGUCCCUCCAGCUGUUCUUCAUCGCGGAACGUUACGAUCCCUAGCACCUCAAAAUCGACGGACCACGAUGUCCCCCAGAGCGACACGUCAUCUGCGGACACCGCUGAGCAGUCCUUGGACAGCCCUCGAUUGAUGUCGCCAAUUACUCUACAGCAAUUACGCUCCUUUCGCUCUUCUACAACACUUCGUCACGGCAAACGCCCCAUCCACGAAGCUCGAGACGCAUCUCGACAUCCUUAUGCCACGCUCAGCGACAUGCAAGCAGCCCGCGAAGCUUCCAAGGCCUUGUCCGUCUGCUUGCAACAGCCACCAAAGACGACACCCGAGACCAGUGUGGCAUCCAUUCUCAAAUCUCAAGAGAGCGCAUUCGCAGCGGUGCACCAGUCUUGGCUCCCGCGUUUCUCCAAAGGGGAUGGUGACGACGGAGCUUCGAAGCCUGGCAGUCAAGAAUUCAACCGUCAUACCCGCACUAGGCGUGGCGGCGUUGCGCAGCGACCCCGCAUGAUGCCUCCAGUGCCACAAGUCCCACCCCAUUUGCACUACGACAAGCAUUUUACCAGGACCGGCGCCCUUCCAGCUGAACGUGCUAGCACCACGCUUCCAUACGAUUGCGCGCCAUCGACCAGCGACGCACAAGACAGCUCUUGGUACUGCAUCAACGCCUUACAACUCGAUCUUGACGACAGUGUCAAGGCCUUCGACGAUGGCAGCACUCCGCUGCCAGACGCACAGCCCCGCCACUUCUCCUCGUCUUGCGCUACCCCGAGACGCGAAGCCACCUCGGACUCGGAAGAGCUGGAGAUGCUCGAUUCUCCUGAAAACGCACUGCAGAAGCUUGAGCUGCAUGGCGCAAGCGCGAUGACCAGCGCGGUGGGACUUGGCCUCUCGAGUCCUGUUAGCGAGCACCGUAUCAACAAUCUCAAUGCCCUUUGCCAUGGUCGCGCAAAUCCGCCACUGGGUAGGCGAAGCUCGCUUGGAUCGGAAAACCCAAGACUUAUCAGAGCUGACUCUGCUUCGUCCAACAAGCAAGCUUCCUGGAUCGGAUGUCCAAUGUCAGCGCGGAUCCAAGCCUAUCUAGAUUUAUGGAAGGGUACGGAACACAGCGACGAGAUCCUGCAUCAAAGGAACGCCAAGAAUCUGCUGGCUUCUAGGCCAAAGACGCCAUACCACAAGUUCGCGCACGUUCCACGCGAUAGUCUUUCGCUCGCGGCGGAGCGCUUGAGUUCUAGAGCUCGUCGGGCGAGCAGCUCGAGCCUUGAAGCCUCAUCUUCAAACACGUCCGUUUCGGACAUCUCGCGCUUCUCUCCAAUCAGCCUCCUACGAAGUGGUGGCAAAAGCUGCUCUUCAGCUGUCUCGUCCGGCUCAGACUCUGGACGCACGUCGGCACUUCGUCGUUCCGCCGGCGUAAAGCCCCGCAAGCGGGUAUCCAGCUUGAACUGCUUGGAGGGUCACUCUGUUCGCGAAGCUCUCAAGGCUGGGCGCCAGAGCGCCAAAUAG
Messenger RNA from Ceraceosorus bombacis, 2474 nucleotides. The record is from the annotation of a GenBank genome assembly. Lineage: Eukaryota; Fungi; Basidiomycota; Exobasidiomycetes; Ceraceosorales; Ceraceosoraceae.